Messenger RNA from Uncinocarpus reesii 1704, 999 nucleotides. RefSeq names its product acyl-CoA dehydrogenase. The record is from RefSeq and is a predicted model, not a curated record. The coding region runs from base 1 to 999 and encodes 332 amino acids. NCBI's taxonomy places the organism in Eukaryota, Fungi, Ascomycota, Eurotiomycetes, Onygenales, Onygenaceae. Gene Ontology annotation, cellular component: mitochondrion. Gene Ontology annotation, molecular function: acyl-CoA dehydrogenase activity; flavin adenine dinucleotide binding. The transcript is spliced from 3 exons.
AUGGAUCCUGCAGUUGUCGAGCAGCUGUUUGAGCAAGGAUUGAUGGGUAUUGAGAUUCCCGAAGAGUAUGGUGGCGCCGGAAUGAAUUUCACAUCCGCAAUUGUGGGAAUUGAAGAGCUUGCUCGCGUUGACCCAAGUGUUUCUGUCAUGGUUGACGUGCAUAACACUCUCGUUAAUACCGCCAUCUUGAAGCACGGUAGUGCAGAGAUAAAGAAAAAAUGGUUGCCUCGCCUUGCGACCAACACCGUCGGCUCCUUCUGUUUGUCUGAACCAGUGUCGGGAUCAGAUGCUUUCGCCCUCCAGACGAAAGCGACAAAGACUGAGUCUGGCUACAAGAUCAACGGCUCCAAGAUGUGGAUCACGAACUCCAUGGAGGCUGGAUGCUUUAUCGUGUUUGCCAACCUUGACCCAAGCAAGGGAUACAAGGGCAUUACUGCUUUCUUGAAACUUGGCAUCCGCGCCAGCAGCACCUGUGUCCUGAACUUUGAUGAUGUUGAAAUCCCAAAAGAAAACCUUCUUGGAGAGGAAGGACAAGGUUACAAGUACGCCAUUAGCCUGUUGAACGAGGGCCGCAUUGGUAUAGCUGCCCAAAUGACAGGUUUGGCGCUUGGCGCAUGGGAAAACGCUGCUGGUUACAUUUGGAAUGACCGUAAGCAAUUCGGCCAGCUCAUCGGCACCUUCCAAGGGAUGCAACACCAGGUUGCACAGGCUUACACCGAUAUCGCUGCCGCUCGCGCCCUGGUUUACAACGCUGCUCGCAAGAAGGAAGCCGGCCAAGACUUCGUCAUGGAUGCCGCGAUGGCCAAGCUUUACGCCUCCCAGGUGGCGGGCCGGGUUUCGAGCUCUGCUGUUGAAUGGAUGGGAGGUAUGGGCUUCGUAAGAGAAGGUAUCGCGGAGAAGAUGUUCAGAGACAGCAAGAUCGGUGCGAUCUACGAGGGAACUAGCAACAUCCAACUUCAGACGAUCGCCAAGUCGUUGCAGAAAGUCUAUACCAAAUAA